Molecule: messenger RNA, 2766 nt
Organism: Anopheles funestus (African malaria mosquito)
Lineage: Eukaryota; Metazoa; Arthropoda; Insecta; Diptera; Culicidae
Gene: WASp
Product: neural Wiskott-Aldrich syndrome protein
Exons: 8
Coding region: 291-2030 (579 amino acids)
Biological process (GO): actin filament organization; regulation of Rho protein signal transduction
Cellular component (GO): plasma membrane
Molecular function (GO): small GTPase binding; actin binding
Source: RefSeq, a predicted model, not a curated record
AAAUAGCGAAAUGAAAUAAGUUUUAGCGAAGGGGUUGCUAAUGCAAUCAAAUGGUGAUGGUGAUGUGGUGCAGCCAGUGAACAAGUGGCAAUUUCCGCAUAUUGUUUCGUACGCUGGGAGUGCGGGUGCAGCAUUCGAUUGUUCUGUUGAUAGUGAUGCUGUUUUCCACGAGAUUGUUAUGAAUCGCAAUCUAGCAACGGAUUAAGGCCGUGCAGGGAAAGGUGAAACAAAAAAGCAAAGUGAAAUUAAAUCAAUCGAGUGUAGUACUUCGAUCUUCGAUUCAACCAAAGAUGAAACAACCAGCAGGAGGAGAAAAUGCAGGUGAUCGCAACUCCACGGCCAGCAAAGCGAACAGGCCUAGCACACUGCUAACGAACGAGGAAAAUGAUCAACUUUUUCGUCUGCUUGGACGUCGAUGUCAGACGCUUAGUACGGCAGUCGUACAGCUGUACACAACACAGUCACCGGCCCAUGCCUCCUGGGUAAAGCGAUGCACCGGUGCACUCUGCUUCAUCAAGGACAACAUCCGGAAGUCGUACUACUUUCGGCUGUACUGUCUAAAAGCGAAUCUGAUGGUAUGGGAGCAGGAGCUGUACGAAAAGAUCGAAGUGACGCAACCGAAACCGUACCUUAUUACGUUCGAGGGACAGGAUGGUAUCGUUGCGUUUAACUUUGCCACCGAAGAUGAAGCGGCUGCCGUCAUGAAUACGACGCUUACCACCAUUCACAAUCGCAACCGACGGCGCGAUGAGCGUAUCAAACGCAACAACACCCGGAAGGAUCCUCCACCAGCAAGGCCACCACCAUUGCAAAACAUCCCGGUCGGUGCAAGUGGUUCGAACAUUCCCGAUACAGAUGUAGCUGUAACCUAUCGGAAUAAGCAACCAUUUACGAGCCCUUUUUCGGGACCGGCAGCAGCACCACCACAGCAGCAGUAUCCCGGCCAGCAGCCGGCACCAAAUCUUGGCAAUGCAUUGCACCAGAAGCCGCGUAAGGUAAAGGGUAUGGGCAAGUUGCAAAAGUCCGACAUUGGGUCACCGUCGAACUUUAAGCACGUGACACAUGUUGGGUGGGAUCCGCACAGUGGUUUCGAUUUGAUUGGCGCACAGGAAUCGCUGAAACCCUUCCUCGAGAAGGCGGGCGUAGGGGACCAGCAUCUGAAAGAUCGUGAUACGUGCGCAUUUAUAUACGAUUUUAUCCAAACGAACAACGUGCUCGAUACGGUCAAGUCGGAGCAGAGCAGCGGCCGGAAGCAGAAGCCACCGGCACCACCGCCCGUACCGGUUCGUACACAUACCGAGGCACAGCCCGAAACGUUUCCUUCUCAGCCCCAAUCACAUGAACAUCACACCCAACAGCAUCCCCCUAGCGUGCCGUCCCAUCAGAAUGGUCAAACGAGAAAUCCGCCACCGCCGCCACCGCACCGUACGCUACCGCCGCUGCCACCGACCACACCGCCGAAGGUCGUUUCGAGCGGACCGCCCGCAACGCGACCACCGCCGAUGCAACCACCACCAACCCAACAUCCAUCCGUAUCCGUACCGUCCUCUACUGCACCGGCCCCUCCACCACCGCCACCACUUCCAACCGCGACCGGUCCGGUACCGCCGCCUCCACCACCGAUGAUGAUGCCAUCACUAAAACCACCGGCACCGGCCAUUCCAGGUGGGGCUGGUGGUGGUGGUGGGGACGAGGGUGGAGAUGCACGAUCAGCAUUGCUCGACAGUAUUCGCAAGGGAACAACACUUAAGAAGGUGGAUCAAAGCGCACAGCCCAGCACCGGUAGUGGAGAUAUGCGUAACGAUUUGAUGACCGAAAUACAGCAAGGAUUCCAGUUGCGCCCGGUUGCGAACCGCGAGCUGAAUGCGGUCGGCGAACGGAACAGUGGCGGAGGCGGGAGUGGUGACGUCGGUACCGAUGCACUUGCCGAUGCAUUGCGCCGUGCGCUAGCGGAACGUGGCCGUGUCAUUCGUCCAUCCGACGAAGAUGACAGUGAUUCGAAUUCCAACAACACCGACUGGGAAGAUUAAAUCGGGUUUUGGUUUUGGUUUUAAUUUUUCUUCUUUUUUUUCUUCUUUUUUUCCUACUUUGUCAGGGUUGACUAACUAAUCUGUGACUAUCGUUUAGCCCCACACGUAGAUAUCAUUGAAGGGAAGCACCGGUCAAUUUGCGUAACGCUUCGUAACGCUCCGGAGCGGGGGUUUGUCUAUUAGGUCGAGCGUUACCGAUUGUGUUUAUCAUGAUGAACUUUCUUUUAUUUUUAUAUUACUAUUCUUACGAAGUACAUCACAUUUCUACGCGUAUUGCAAUGUACAAUAUACAAGUUUGUAUAUUUGUUUUUAUUUGUUAUCGAAAUCGUAAAAAAAAUGCGAUGUGAAGAAGCGCUCAAUAUUGUAAAAGUUGAUUCGAGGGAAUGAUGAAAUUGCUUUGCAUGCGCAUUUUGAGGAAAGGAAACAAACAUUUCAGUAUCAGCCAACAAAAGCAAAGCUUUGCGAAAAAGUAACGUAUGAGUGCAGUAGGGUGUUAAGGUGUUAUUCUUCCACGUUUAUGCAAAAAACCUAAGCUGCAGCUUAUCUUGCAAAUCAUUUGUUUUUGUUGUAGUAAACGUUUUUGCAUCGAAAAAUUAUUUUACAAUGUUAUUUAAAUUUACAAUAUUACGAAAGAUAACGUAAAACACCUAAUAGAAGAAUGUAAUAGGGUAAAAGAAAAAAAAGCCAUCAUUUGCAAUGCGAGGUGGUAAUAAAUAAUUGUAUAAUUCACAAUGUA